Messenger RNA from Tremella mesenterica DSM 1558, 753 nucleotides. RefSeq lists its product as uncharacterized. The coding region runs from base 1 to 753 and encodes 250 amino acids. The record is from RefSeq and is a predicted model, not a curated record. Gene Ontology annotation, cellular component: nucleus; cytoplasm. Gene Ontology annotation, molecular function: sequence-specific DNA binding; RNA endonuclease activity; RNA binding. The transcript is spliced from 7 exons. Lineage: Eukaryota; Fungi; Basidiomycota; Tremellomycetes; Tremellales; Tremellaceae.
AUGGUCGAAGUCGAAGUCGCAAGUCACAGUCCCAUAGCCACUAUGUCAAGAAAAGAUCAUCUCUCAAGGACGUUUGAAGCUUAUCGAGCGGAGAUAGAUUCAGAUAACGAAAGACGAGAACGUCUCAUCAUCCUAUCUCGAUCUAUCACACAAUUAUCCAAGAAACUUAUAUUUCACUUACAUAGAGGAGCUACUUCCUCUCCUGGAGCUAGAGCUAAGAUGCUCAAUGAUGCCAGGACCAAAGAACGUGAGAUCAGGGAACAAUUUCGGAAGGUAAAUGAAGUAUUGAGAGAAGAUGGGGAUGAUAAGGGAUGGAGAUGGCAUAGACAAGUUUCUCCGGGAUUGGAAGAGUAUAUCGAAUCUCUCAGUUUCCUACAUUAUUUAGAGGGAAAGGGUCUGAUCACUCUUUCUGAUGUUCAAGCUGCGCUUUCUGAUCAAGAGACUGGAGACGCGUGGCUGGUGGUCACUCCGGAAGACUACGUUUUAGGCAUUUCAGACCUCACAGGGGAGUUGAUGAGAUAUGCGACGAACGCCCUCAGUACUGGAGAUCAUGAAACCCCUUUGUCUGUGUGUCAAUUUGUCCGUGAUGUCAAAGCGAGUAAGCAGAAAGAGACGACCCGUUCUUUGGAGAAAAUCGAGAGAGUGUGUUACGCUCUUCGACUGAGAUUACUGGAAUUUGCCGACAGACCGGAGAUCUUGAGACAGAUGGCUAAGAGGGCGUUGGACGAAGCGGAUCGAGAAGAGAUUGACUGA